Molecule: messenger RNA, 3980 nt
Organism: Alosa alosa (allis shad)
Lineage: Eukaryota; Metazoa; Chordata; Actinopteri; Clupeiformes; Clupeidae
Gene: trappc9
Product: trafficking protein particle complex subunit 9
Exons: 23
Coding region: 202-3672 (1156 amino acids)
Cellular component (GO): trans-Golgi network
Source: RefSeq, a predicted model, not a curated record
GUAGACCUGUAGGCCUGCAAUAAGUUAAACAGGCAUCACAUUCAUUCAUACCUACUAGGCUACAUUUACUUUGCAUGUCCCCUCCUUCACCGCAGAGGGUGCUCUGAGUUAUAAUUCAAGUAGGCUGCUGUCAUUUACUGAAGAAGAAGAGAUCUUCCCAGCUGUGUUUUCAAAAACAGAAUUGACCCUCCAUGAGAAGCCAUGAGCGUCCCAGACUACAUGCAGUGCGCUGAGGACCACCAGACGGUGCUGGUGGUGGUGCAGCCGGUGGGCAUCGUGCCCGAGGAGCAGUUCUUCCGCAUCUACAAGCGCAUCGCCAGUGUGAGCCAGGUGAGCGUGCGCGACUCGCAGCGCCAGCUCUACAUCCGCUACCGCCACCACUACCCGCCCGAGAACAACGAGUGGGGAGACUUCCAGACGCACCGCAAGGUGGUGGGCCUCGUGUCCGUCACCACCUGCGCCACGCCCAAGGAGUGGCCACAGACGUCUGACCGCUUCCACUGUCAGAAGGAGGUGUACGGCGCCACGCUGUACGACUCGCGCCUGCUGGUGUUCGGCCUUCAGGGUGAGAUCGCAGAGCAGCAGCGCACCGAUGUGGCUUUCUACCCCAGCUACGACGACUGCCCAGAUGUGGAACGCCGGGUGGAGGACUUUGUUGAGUCCAUCUUUAUCGUGCUCGAGUCCAAGCGGCUGGACCGCGCCACGGACAAGUCUGGAGACAAGAUUCCACUCCUUUGUGUGCCAUUUGAGAAGAAGGACUUUGUGGGUUUGGACACAGACAGCAGGCACUAUAAGAAGCGCUGCCAGGGGCGCAUGAGGAAGCACGUGGGGGACCUGUGUUUGCAGGCGGGCAUGUUGCAGGACGCCCUGGUGCACUACCACAUGGCUGUGGAGCUGUUGCGCUCUGUCAAUGACUUCCUGUGGCUGGGAGCGGCGUUAGAGGGCCUGUGCUCUGCAUCAGUCAUAUUCCACUACCCUGGAGGCACCGCUGGGAAAACAGCGGGCCGGAAGCCCAGUGUCUCCCAGGCAGCAGACUCUGGAAAGAGGCACAGACCAGGGGCACAGGAGGUUCUCAUUGACCCAGGGGCACUCACCACCAAUGGCAUCAAUGCGGACACCAGCACAGAGAUUGGGCGGGCCAAGAACUGCCUCAGUCCAGAGGACAUCAUUGAGAAGUACAAAGAAGCUAUCUCCUACUAUGGAAAGUAUAAGAAUGCUGGUGUGAUUGAGCUGGAGGCGUGUGUGAAGGCUGUCCGCGUCCUGGCGAUCCAGAAGAGGGCCAUGGAGGCUUCAGAGUUCCUCCAGAAUGCUGUCUACAUCAACCUGGGCCAGCUGUCAGAGGAAGAGAAGAUCCAGCGCUACAGUGUCCUCUCUGAGCUUUACGAGCUCAUUGGCUUCCACCGCAAGUCGGCCUUCUUCAAGCGAGUGGCCGCCAUGCAGUGUGUGGCCCCCACCAUCCCUGAGCCAGGCUGGAGGGCCUGCUACAAGCUGCUGCUGGAGACUCUGCCUGGCUACAGCCUCUCCCUCGACCCAAAGGACUUCAGCAAAGGUACCCAUCGGGGAUGGGCAGCGGUACAGAUGCGUCUCCUCCAUGAGCUGGUGUACGCCUCCCGUCGCAUGGGCAACCCAGGCCUGUCCGUCAGACACCUGUCCUUCCUGCUGCAGACCAUGCUGGACUUCCUGUCUGAUCAAGAAAAGAAAGAAGUGACCCAGAGUCUGGAGAACUACACCUCUAAGUGCCCAGGUGGGAUGGAGGUGAUCACUCUGCCUGAUGGCAUGAAGCUGCCCCCGGUGCCCUUCACCAAGCUGCCCAUCGUCAGGUCUGUGAAGCUGCUGAACUUGCCGGUCAGCCUGCGGCCCCACAAAGUGAAGGCCCUAUUGGGCCAAAGCCUGUCCAGCAAGAGCCCCUUCAUCUACUCACCCAUCGCCAUGCACAACCGCGGAGACGAGCGUAACAAGAAGAUCGAGUUCCAGUGGGUGCGCGGGGACGUCUGCGAGGUGCAGCUGAUGGUGUAUAACCCCAUGCCCUUCGAAUUGCGUGUGGAGAACAUGGGGCUCCUGACCUCCGGGGUGGAGUUUGAGUCUCUACCGGCGGCCCUCUCCCUGCCCGCCGAGUCAGGCCUCUACCCCGUCACCCUGGUGGGAGUGCCACGCACCGCCGGCAACAUCACCAUCAGCGGCUACCACACAUCUGUGUUUGGUGUGAGCAGUGACUGUCUGCUGGAGGGGCUGUCAAUGGUGAAGGCAGGUGGCUGCAUGGUGGAGGUGGUGCCGUCUCUCCCCCGCCUGCAACUCAGCACCUCCCUACCACGGUCAGCACAUCCCACGUCAGAGGACUUAUCGAGCAGUGUGUCUCUCCAACUGUUUAACGGGGAGUGCCAGCAGCUCACCAUCACACUGGAGAACAUCGGCACUGAGAACCUGGAGACACUGGAGCUUGCUUCCAAGACCCUGACCAUCAAAGAGAAGCUGUUUGGGGAGUUCCUGAGCUGGGACCUGCAGGAGGCGCUCUCCCACCUGCCCUUGAAGCCUGGCCAGUCCCUCACCAUCCCCGUCUGCAUCAAGGUCAAGCUGGACUUCUCCGGACAGGAAAACCUGCUGCAGGAUCUCAACGAUGAUGGCAUCAGUGUGACCGGUCUGCCCAUCUCCAGCCCACUCCGGCAGGUCUUGAAACCACGUGCCGAGUCCAAAGCCGUCAGCAGUGAGCCUGGGAAGGCCGAGUACAACCAUGUCAAGACUCUCGAGGCCGUGCUGAGUUUUAAGUACUCCGGAGGAGCAGGCCACUUGGAGGGCUACUACCGCGAGCUGUGCAUGGGGGUGCACGUGGACGUGGAGCCGUCGGUCUUCUUCACGCGGGUCAGCACUCUCCCCGCCACCAGUACACGUCAAUGCCACCUGCUCUUGGAUGUGUUCAACUCAACGGAGCACGAGCUCACAGUCAGCUCCAAGAACAACCAGGACCUGCUGCUGCAUACAAGCGAGUGCCAGAGGAUGGCUAUCCAGGUGGAUAAGUUUGCCUUUGAGAGCGUGCUGGCCCCGCAGGCUGAGGGGGAGGGUGCUGGCGGUGUCCCUGAGCGCUUCAGCAGCCCCAAGCAGCAGGAGGAGCAGCGGCUGCUGGCCCAGAGCAGCCUCAUCAACAGCACCCUCAACAUCCGCUGGACUAUCCCGUCUCUGCAGCGCCAGGGUGAAGCGAGCGUGGAGGGCGUGCUCAACCAGCUGGUGCUCGACCAUCUGCAGCUGGCACCACUACAAUGGGAUGUGCUGGUGAGCGGGAAGGCGUGUGACUGUGAUGCCGUGGCCGAGUGCCGUGUGGGCGAGCCGGUGGCGCUGGAGGUGCGGCUGACCAAUCGGAGCCGGGCGGCGGUGGGGCCCUUCGCCCUGAGCGUGGUGCCCUUCCAGGACUACCAGAACAGCGUGCACAGCUACGAGCUCAGCGACGCGGUCACCUUCAUCGGCUCCAACACCUUCCACAUCAACACGGUGGAUCCAUCCGAGGGGUCAGUGUGCCGCGGGGCGCUGCUCUUCCUCUACACGGGAGACUUCUACCUGAACAUCAAGUUCCAGGAUGACCGCUUGGGCUCGGGCCCUGGCCGAGAGCUGCCCGCCGCCUGGUUCUGCCUGCCCAGCGUGCACAUCCGCACCCUGGAGUCCCCCAUCGAGAACGGCGCCUGAAUGGGACCGAGAGAGGGAGAGCCUGCUGGGGAGAGCCACUGGAGGAAGAGAGAGAGAGAGAGAGAGAAAGAGAAAUGAAGGAUGUAUGAGGAUUUGUUGUAAAGGGCAAAUCUGCAUUUAUAGAUUUAUGUAGUGUUACGUAGCAUACAUAUUUACAUGCUACGUGUAACUACAUGUUUGCAUACAUACAGACACACACACACACACACACACACACACACAUACAAACACACACAUACAUAGACAGACAAGUUAUGCAUAAUAGGCACUGGAUUUUGAUGGUGUGGGAGGUGGCUGUCUCAUAAUGA